UCAAGCAAUGGGAGACUUUUAUGACCCGUCCUUUGCAGAAGAAAAUACUUCUAUUCAUAAUAAGAAUACUUCUGGUUGGUCGGAAACACUUCGUCACUUUGGAGUGGAAGCAAAGAGAGCAGCAGAAAGGACUAAACAAUCCAUUCUCCACAAGAUGGGAAGAAUUGAAACAACCAAGAAUGCUCAGUUGGACAACGCCUUAGAGAAGUAUACUCAAAUGGGUGCAGCUCUUGACCGCCUUCGUAGAGAUGCUCAAAGUGCUUUGGAUUCCUUACAAAAUUGUUGUUCUUCCCAGUCCAAUUUUGCACAUUCUUUGGAGGCAGCAGUCCGUUUAUGUACUUAUGACGAAGCCAAGGAAAACGAUAACUUGGAGGCCGUGAGUACCCUUUUAUUGGGAGGUCAAGUCACACUGCUAGAUGGUGUGCUUUACGAAUCCCAGAAGAAGUUUCGAGCAUGUAUAUUUAAGUUUCUAGAUGAAGAAAAGUUAAGAGAAAAGGAUGUACAAUCACGUCUGGAAGCAAGAAAGAAGAUUGUAGCAGACUAUGAGCGUUAUCGUUCGAGAUUGGAAUCCGAGACCAGUGGUUCAAGUCAAGAAACCUUGAGAAAGUUGAAUAACAAGAAGCAGGAACUGGAUGCCAUCACAAGAGGAUUAGAGGAUACUCUCGAAACAGCUAUUCCUCGAAGGAGACUGCUUGUUGAACAUGUUAUUACGGAGUUCCUUGAAAUAUCCCAGAAAUUCUAUCAUGAGGCUUCUCGUGUUUUCGAUCAGAUUGCAGAUGGCGCCAACACCGAAAAGUUAGCCUCAUUAAAAGUCUCUAGUGACAUAGAUGAGACUAGAGGGAGUAAUUCGUCCCAAAAAAGAGUGUCUGAAGAAAGGUCAAGAAGUAUAUCACAGGGUUCAGGUUCAAAUAUUGCGGAAGAACCAUCUGAGGAUAAGUAUUCUAAAGGAAGUUCAAGCAGAAGGCGUCCUCCCAGUCCUCCUCUUGUGUUUCCUGGUGCAAAUGCUGGAGUACAUGAAAGCUUGGUAGAGGAAGAUUCUUCUUCUUCAUCAUCAGAGGAAGAUAUACGUAAGGAACAAAAGAUAAAAGAACCAACGAGGUCAACUUCAGGACAUAUUUGGGGCAUUCAUGGUGAAAAGGAAGCGAAUCUUUUUGGAAGUGAUGAAGAAGAGGAAAGAGUUGGUAGUCGUGAAAGCGCAUUUUCGUUUAAGGCAGCAGAGAAUGACCAGUCAAAGAGUAAUCAAAAGUUUUUUGAGACAACUUCGGAAGAAAGUCGGUCGAAUAGGCAACGUAGCUCAUCAUUUCAAGCGGAUUCACCUACUACGAAGGAAGAUUCACUGUUUGAAGAAAAAGAAAGAGAGUUGGACCAAGAUACUUCAUCAGAUGACGACGAUGCAUUAUCACACCCUGCUUCUAGAUCCCGCAGUUUUGAUGAUCUACUGGGUGAAAGUCGUCGUAAUGAGACUUUGGAGGAAGGAGAUCUAUUGGGGGAUUUUGAUAAUACCAAUACUCAAGGAGAGAGAAACGAAACAAAGAAACCAAAUCCCUUUGACGACGAUCUUUUAUUCUCGAGCGGACCAGAGUUUUCGAAUGCCCAGUCUCAGUCAACGUCACAACCGGGGAGUGGUAUGUCCUUCAAUGCAAAGGAGAAUAUUGAUUUGGGUAGUGGAACAGAGUCAGAAGAGACCAUUCGUGCCCGUUUAGAACCUCGAGUGGAGGCCAAAAUCAAUCAAUGGACACUUCAUGGGACGAGAAAGACCAAUCUUCGUUUAUUGUUAAGUAUGCUUCAUACUGUUCUUUGGAGUGGAGCUCGUUGGAAGCCAGUUGAUUUUCAGAGUUUAUCCAAUCCUGAUAAAGUUAAAGCUGUGUAUAAAAAAGCGAUACUUAUUUUACAUCCCGACAAAUUCCAACAAAGUGGAUAUAGUGUCGAACAGAAAAUGAUUGCCGAACGUUGUUUUUCUAUUUUACGUGAGGCACAUGAUUAUUUUGAAGCCGAACUAAAAGGGAAACCUUUACCCAAUCCUGCCAAUGCUGCUGGUGCGAGUAAUGCUAGUCAAAUGUAUGCAAAUAGUCAACAAGGAGGUUAUUAUCCAACAGGUGGAAUGGGACGUGGUAGUGGUGUUUAUCCUGGACCUCCACCACCUCCUUAUGCAAACGGUGCAUAUUAUCAACCUCCUCAAGGAAAUAUGCCAUUUGGUGGAAUGCCAUCUCAUGGUCCACCUCCUCCUCCUCCGCCAGGUGGUGCAUAUGGAGCUCCUCCUCCUCCUCCACCACCUUAUGGUUGGGAUCCUCGAAUGGGUCAAAGGAGAUAUCCACCUUAUUAAUGGUAAUUAUGGAGCAUGAUUGUGUUAU
Messenger RNA from Galdieria sulphuraria, 2351 nucleotides. RefSeq names its product DnaJ homolog subfamily C member 6. Gene Ontology annotation, cellular component: intracellular membrane-bounded organelle; vesicle; cytoplasm. The transcript is spliced from 3 exons. Gene Ontology annotation, biological process: clathrin coat disassembly; clathrin-dependent endocytosis. Lineage: Eukaryota; Rhodophyta; Bangiophyceae; Galdieriales; Galdieriaceae. Gene Ontology annotation, molecular function: clathrin binding. The record is from RefSeq and is a predicted model, not a curated record. The coding region runs from base 8 to 2323 and encodes 771 amino acids.